AUGGACUUUGACGUGCCUCACGCGGGUGAUGAUCCCCUCAAGGAUAUCACCGAUGGCAGUCUCAACAAGAAGACUGAAGCGUCCAAUGUCGCCCGUGAGAAGGGUUGGGUGGCCCCUGAAAGCUACGACUAUGCCAAGUACACCUAUGACCCUCUCAAGAAACCUGAGGAGCAGCAGAACCUCGACGACCAGGCUCCCGCCUGGGCUGCCAAUGCGGCCAAAUAUGAGUGGAAUGAUGAGUAUGGUGACGUUGGCCCGGCCAAUGCCCAGCUCGAGGAGAUGUUGUUCCGCAGCGAAUUCAUCAACCGCGCCGGUUUCAAGCUGGGAAACCUGCAAAACAUCGAGGUUGUCGCCGAGAGUAGAGAGCGUCCCAACCCCGUCAAGAAGUUUGAGGAUGCAGGCCUCCACCCUAUCAUGAUGGGGAACAUCCGUCUGUGCCGCUACGACUUCCCAACUCCCAUCCAGGCGUACGCCAUCCCGGCUGUUCUGACGAACCAUGACUUGAUUGCAAUUGCGCAGACCGGUUCCGGAAAGACUGCCGCGUUCUUGAUUCCCGUUCUUUCGCAGCUGAUGGGAAAGGCGAAGAAGCUGGCCGCCCCUCGUCCUAACCUGGCCGCGGGUUUUGAUCCGUUGACCGAUUCCGUCCGUGCCGAACCUCUGGUUUUGAUUGUUGCACCUACUAGGGAGCUCUCCACCCAGAUCUUCGACGAGGCUCGCCGUCUGUGCUAUCGUUCUAUGCUUCGCCCAUGUGUGGUGUAUGGUGGCGCUCCCGUGCGCGACCAGAGGGAUGAGCUGCAGAAAGGAUGCGAUAUUCUCAUUGGAACUCCGGGAAGACUCAUGGACUUCAUGGACAAGCCCCACAUCCUAUCGCUCCGUCGUGUCAAGUACACCAUUAUCGAUGAAGCUGAUGAGCUCCUGCUGUCUGAUUGGGAGGAAGAUCUGAACAAGAUCAUGUCGGGAGGCGAUGUUAACGAGGAUGCUGACCAUCGGUACAUGAUGUUCUCGGCUACCUUUGACAAGAAUUGUCGUCAGCUGGCGCGCAAGUUCCUUGCGGACGACCAUGUGCGCGUUCGCAUUGGCCGUCCUGGCAGCACUCACAUCAACGUUGAUCAGACUAUCGUCUAUACCGAGGCCAACCUGAAGAAACAGGCUCUCUACGACCUUUUGAUGUCCAUGCCCCCCUCACGCACCCUUAUCUUUGUUAACAGCAAGGCUCAGGCCGAUCUGUUGGAUGACUAUCUUUUCAACAGUGGGCUCCCGAGCACCUCGAUCCACUCCGAUCGCACCCAGCGUGAGCGUGAGGAUGCUUUGCGUGCUUUCCGCACUGCGCGUUGCCCCAUCAUGGUCACCACCGGGGUGUCCGCCCGCGGCCUCGACAUUAAGAACGUGAUGCAUGUCGUCAACUUCGACCUUCCUCGCGUUGAUCAUGGUGGCAUUACUGAAUACAUUCAUCGCAUUGGUCGCACCGCGAGAAUUGGAAACGAAGGCCUGGCAACUUCCUUCUUUAGUAAUGACCGAGACGCCGACUUGGCCCCUGACCUGGUCAAGAUCCUGAUGGAGUCCAAGCAGAACAUUCCUGAUUUCCUCGAUAUCUACAAACCUGCCGAGGAGGAGGGAGUGAAGUUUGACGACGACACCGAUGACGAGGCUGGCAAUGAGAACGACAACGAUGGGACUGGUGCCUGGACUGGCUUCCCUGUCGAGUCCACCACUGACACUACCGCCACUAACACCGGUGGCUGGGGCGGUGACUCUAUGGACGCUGCCAAGGGCGCUUUGGGAGACGACUAUGAUUUCUAA
Molecule: messenger RNA, 1800 nt
Organism: Aspergillus candidus
Lineage: Eukaryota; Fungi; Ascomycota; Eurotiomycetes; Eurotiales; Aspergillaceae
Product: DEAD/DEAH box helicase
Exons: 9
Coding region: 1-1800 (599 amino acids)
Cellular component (GO): nucleus
Molecular function (GO): RNA helicase activity; ATP binding; RNA binding
Source: RefSeq, a predicted model, not a curated record